Molecule: messenger RNA, 1407 nt
Organism: Rana temporaria (common frog)
Lineage: Eukaryota; Metazoa; Chordata; Amphibia; Anura; Ranidae
Product: flocculation protein FLO11-like
Exons: 3
Coding region: 1-1407 (468 amino acids)
Source: RefSeq, a predicted model, not a curated record
AUGGCCAGUCCGGGCCUGGUCCUGAGGCACAACAAGCCUGAGCUCAUGAGAGAGUUCUUCCACCCUGACAUGGAGGAUGCCCAGAGCUCAGCAGCUGGAGUGCCUGUGAGUCCAUCUGAGUCUGUGCCAAUACCCAAUGUGCCCAUGUCCUCCCAGUCUGAGGUGCCCCAGUCUGUGCCAACACCCAAUGUAUUCGUGUCUCCCCAGUCUGUGGUGCCCCAGUCUGUGGUGCCCCAGUCUGUGCCAAUUCCCAAUAUGUCUGUGUCUCCCCAGUCUGUGAUGCCCCAGUCUGUGGCAAUUCCCAAUGUGUCUGUGGUGCCCCAGUCUGUGAUGCCCCAGUCUGUGGCAAUUCCCAAUGUGUCUGUGGUGCCCCAGUCUGUGAUGCCCCAGUCUGUGCCAACACCCAAUGUGUUUGUGUCUCCCCAGUCUGUGGUGUCUCCCCAGUCUGUGUCAAUUCCCAAUGUGUCUGUGUCUCCCCAGUCUGUGGUGCCCCAGUCUGUGGCAAUUCCCAAUGUGUCCGUGUCUCCCCAGUCUGUGGCAAUUCCCAAUGUGUCCGUGGUGCCCCAGUCUGUGCCAACACCCAAUGUGUCCGUGUCUCCCCAGUCUGUGUCUCCCCAGUCUGUGGCAAUUCCCAAUGUGUCCGUGGUGCCCCAGUCUGUGCCAAUUCCCAAUGUGUCUCCCCAGUCUGUGGUGCCCCAGUCUGUGCCAAUUCCCAAUGUGUCUGUGUCUCCCCAGUCUGUGCCAAUUCCCAAUGUGUCCGUGGUGCCCCAGUCUGUGCCAAUUCCCAAUGUGUCUGUGGUGUCCCAGUCUGUGCCAAUUCCCAAUGUGUCUGUGUCUCCCCAGUCUGUGGUGCCCCAGUCUGUGCCAAUUCCCAAUGUGUCCGUGUCUCCCCAGUCUGUGCCAAUUCCCAAUGUGUCCGUGUCUCCCCAGUCUGUGGUGUCCCAGUCUGUGCCAAUUCCCAAUGUGUUCGUGUCUCCCCAGUCUGUGGUGUCCCAGUCUGUGCCAACACCCAAUGUGUCUGUGUCUCCCCAGUCUGUGCCAAUUCCCAAUGUGUCUGUGUCUCCCCAGUCAGUGGUGCCCCAGUCUGUGCCAAUUCCCAAUGUGUCCGUGGUGCCCCAGUCUGUGCCAAUUCCCAAUGUGUCUGUGUCUUCCCAGUCUGUGCCAAUUCCCAAUGUUUCUUUGUCUAGCCAGUCUGUGGUGCCCCAGUCUGUGCCAACACCCAAUGUGUCUGUGUCUCCCCAGUCUGUGGUGCCCCAGUCUAUGCCAAUACCCAGUGUGUCAGUAUCUCCCCAGUCUGUAGGUAAGGUGUCGGUUGCAGAGAAUGUGUCCAAUCCUUCUGUGUCUUCUAAAAUUGCAGAGGCAGCAAGAGGUGCGGUGGCUGGUGCAUCAGAAAUUUUGAAGUAUUGA